Molecule: messenger RNA, 1537 nt
Organism: Trichechus manatus latirostris (Florida manatee)
Lineage: Eukaryota; Metazoa; Chordata; Mammalia; Sirenia; Trichechidae
Gene: FAM227B
Product: family with sequence similarity 227 member B
Exons: 15
Coding region: 1-1512 (503 amino acids)
Source: RefSeq, a predicted model, not a curated record
AUGACACAAUAUGUCUUGGAAAAAAUUCAAGAACCUCCAAAGAACCUUGAAGAAUUCUUAAAGUCUCAAAACUGGGAUUAUUGGCCAAGGGAAGUCUAUUUGGGUUAUGAUCCUAAAUGGGCACAGACUCUGAAAAAUAUAAAGGAAGAUUGUUCCUUUAUUUCAGUUUAUACACAUUUAUGGGAAAAUGUCUCUCGAGUAUUUGAAGCAGUCAUAAACAUGGAGUCAAGAUUAGGGGAAUGUUCAUUCCUUUUGAAAAACCAUGCCUCCAAAUUUCUUGAGUGGGACAACAUGAUUUCUAAAACAGUUUCUUCUGGACAAUUGAAAAGACACAAGAAUUUUAUAAAGAAGUACCAUAAGAAAAAGAAGAUUAUGCUUUCAGAUGAUAUGGAGACAAAGAAGAAUAUAGAGGGCUGCACCUUUUCAGGAUUUAAAGCAAAUGAACUUACUCAACUACCCAGACAUUUGGAUGCUGAAAGAAUUUAUCUUUUUAUUUUGAAAGCCUACAACUUUGAUGAGAAAAUUUUUAAAAUCUGGAAGACUCAUUUUCUCUCAGAAGCCUCUAUUGCUCUUUUGCAUGAUUCCUUUUGGUGGUGGUUUCUCUACAAAUUUAAGCCUGACAGAGAAAAUCAAGAUUCCUUGUUUGAUAGAAUUUCAGAAAGUUAUGUGGCGCUUUUCAUGAGCAUACCACUAAGUCGAAAAGAUGCAUUCUUACAGGUGUAUCCUGAUUGUUUGGCACAAGCUAUCUAUACAACAUUUCAGGAAGCAUUUCCAGAAUCCAGUAACCUCUUUAAUGAUGGAUUUAAAGAAGAUCUAGGGUAUAACAUUUUUCUUUGGUUGUCAGGUUUAAAACCUCAAAAAGGCUUUUGGACCCACUGGAAACUGAAAGGACUCACCACAACAACCAUACAUGGUAGCAAGAAAACACCUGAAAAAUCUCUAAAGGAAAUGAUUGCAAGCAGUCAAGAACGCAUAAUGGCUACUAUAGACUUCGAUAUAAAGAAAAUUUUAAAGAAACCCAGAACAUAUGUGAUGUCCACAUCUAAGGAAGAACCAAGAUUAUCAAAACCAGCAUUGAAGUCCCAUUAUAUUAGCACUGGUCCAGAGUUGAACCGUGUUCUCUUCAAUUUUGGAGGUCAGAGUCCACUAAUUUUAUAUUAUCUUAAGAUGCAUGAGCUAGCUGGUAUUGCAAAUACCCCUAGACAAACAAAGAUUAAACUCACUGAAAUAUGCCGAGAACCAUCACCUGCUCCAACUUACCGUGAUAUUAUAAAGGAGGCAAAAAAACAAUUUGCAAAGAACCAAAAGGAUUUUAGGAUACUCCAAGCAAAGGCUACGAAAAAACCUUUCGAUGUUAAGUGUGACUUGGAGAAGUUCCUGAAUAAACUGCAUGAAGAUCGGGUUGAGAGAGAAUUUCUGGCAUCAUUAUCAUCAUCAUCAUCAACAGAAGACUACAACUUUGAGGAAGAAGAAUAUCAACUGAAACAAGAAAUACACGCUAUUCAAGAAUAAUGCAUACAAUUCAAUUUUGUCAAUU